Messenger RNA from Rotaria socialis, 1686 nucleotides. Lineage: Eukaryota; Metazoa; Rotifera; Eurotatoria; Philodinida; Philodinidae. The record is from the annotation of a GenBank genome assembly.
AUGAACGAAUUACCGUUAUUGCCUGGUAAUCGUUUUUCUGAUGUAACGCGUACUAAUUUUAUAGUGCCACGAACAUUAUCUUUUAAAAAUGGUCAUAGAAUUGUUCGAUUACCUCGAUUGGGCAUUGGUCAAACCCAUAAACCAAAUGUUGAAUUAACUGAAGAUGAACGUGAAAUUUUAAAUAAUUUUCAACCGGAACUUAUCUAUGGGAAAGUAAAAGUACAAGGAUAUCGAAAAUUUGUGCCAGCUAGUGUUCAUUACGAUAAAAAAGUACUUAGAUUUUAUGGUUAUUUCAAACAAACAAUUUACGGCAGUCCACUUGAAUCCCAUCGUAUACGACGCGUGACUGUCUAUUAUUAUCUCGAAGAUGAUACUAUAGCUAUUUAUGAAAUUCCCUAUAAGAAUAGUGCACUUGUUCAAGGUAUGCGUAUUCGUCGCCAUCGAAUAUCUAAAAAUGAUCAAAAUGAACCCUACAAUUGGCGCGAUUUAAAUCUUGGACAAAAUUUAGCUAUUUACGGGACUGUCUAUCGACUAUGUGCUUGUGAUCAAUUUACUAGAGAAUGGCUUGAAAGCGAAGGCAUUGAAUUACAAUGUCCCGAAUUGAUUCCAUCGGAUCCGUAUACAUUAAAAUUAAUGGAGAAAAAUGAAUCUGAAAAACAGCGCACGCAUCAUAGUGAUUUAAAAGAGAUUUUACCAGACCGAUUAGCAAAACAACCGAUAAUUAGCAAUAGAAAAAUCCUUAGUAUGGAUGGAAAAGUUCUCCGAUUCUAUGCUAUAAUUGAUGAUCACGACCAAAAACGUGAUAUUUUGAGAAAAUUUGUUAUUCAUCUUUAUUUAGUUGAUAAUACUAUUGAAAUACGAGAAGUUCAUCGGGAUAAUGAUGGUUAUGAUCCAAUAGGAGUCUAUCUUCAUCGACAAAUAGUACCGAAAGAUUCAACCUAUAAUAUCAUAGAAUCCUUCGUAAAUCUAUUUGUCAAUAAACAUGAGCAAGAAAAAAUAUGUUAUUUUACACUCGAAGAUUUCGCUAUUGGUCGUCAUGUGACAAUAUUUAACCGGAUUUUUUUUCUUUAUGAUUGUGAUAUAUUUACAAAAAGUUUCUAUCAUCAACAUUUUGGUCAAAUUGAUUUUACUCCAAUUGAUAUUGACACUCAAAAAAAAAAGAAACCACCCGUUCAAUUACCUCCUGUACCACCACAUAUUAUGUUCGGUAAACCAGAAGAUACUAUACAAAAUGUAAAAAGUCUUCUACCGAAACCAGCGAAAAAAGAUCGUAUUAAAUUACUGGAAAAUGAAAAUCGAGUUUUACGUUAUGAAGCUGUGAUGGAUGGAGAUUGCCAAAGAAAAUUUCUUAUUGUUUAUCGACUUGCCGACGAUCUUAUUUCUGUUUAUGAAAAACCAUUGGAUGGAUACGGUUGUUUAACGAGGAAAUUUCUUGAACGUAUCCGAAUACCGAAACCAGAUAGUCAUCCCGAUGCACCAAUGUAUUAUGGACCCAAUGAUUUUUAUAUUGGUGCUCACGUAGAACUAUUCAAACAUCCAUUCAUAAUUACUGAUGCUGAUCGUUGUGUAUUGAAAUUCAUUGAAGAAAAUCGGCUACAAUUUUCACAACAUGUCAUUGAUUCACUUCGACAAAAACUUUGUCCUGAUAACGAGAAUCAUAAUCAAAUGGAAGCACCUCAGCUAUGA